CGGACAUUUAUUGAGAGGCCUGCGUCUGAAUCAAACACUCUGCUCGCGAAACCUACUUUCGUGCAGUUGACUGCCCGUUUUAUUUUAGGAUCUUUUGACCAUAUGCGAGCAGGAUGAACAUCUUCAGACUAGCUGGAGAUCUCUCACAUCUUCUGGCCAUUCUAGUGUUAUUAUGGAAAAUAUGGAAAACAAGAUCGUGCGCCGGUAAGUUAAAGACAUCCUUUCAGAAAUUGAACAAAACAUUUUUCCUGUCCUUUUUCACGAUAAAUUUCUUGAGGGACAUUUAUCAGAAUAUGGCUCAACAAAGGGGUUUGCGUUCGCUAAUUUUAACUGCUUUUUAGUUCUAUAGUGAUGUAAGACGCCAAACCUCUGCAAUGAAACACUUGUAUACAUGUUUGUUGUACCAAGGACUGUUGUCUAAUUUUUGUACACGUGUAACAACGGUACGGUGGCUUGUGUUUCAUUUUGAGGAGCGAUCGUUAUAACCAACGUCUAUGGAAGUAAAGCUUUACUAUUUCACUGAUGCAGCUCUGUUGUUCAGGGUAAAUUUCUCUUUGAUCUUUAUUUCGAACACUGAAUUAAGAUCUCCACGUCCUCAAUAAACCCUUUGUACUACGCCUGACUGUUUUCGUGAAUAGCAGUCUUGGGAUCAGAUAUCAUUUAUCAUCUGUGGAAAGGCUUCGUUGUCACUCAAUCACUCACCAAGAAUUUCAGCAGUUUUUCUGGACGAUGUUCCACAAAGAGGGACUGUUAUUAAACGUAUCAUGAAACAACUAUCCAUUUUAUCAAUUGUCUGAAUGAGCCUUUGGCUUCAAAUCUUCAAUGAACGCUAAUUAUUUCCCUUAACUUCUAAAUGAAUAAUAUUAUACUGCAAAAUAAUUAGAUGGUAUUAGCAGUUUUUGUGUGUGUUGAAAUCAUACCCUUUAUGAGCCAAAAGCUACCAUUUAUUUUUCCCUGAAACUAAAGAUACCAGGGAAUUAUCCCCUGUAAAUUAAAAUUCUAGCUGAUACAAAAAUUUGUUUCUUUUUUACAAUUUUCUCAAAUGGAAAAAAGUAGAGUAAUUAUUAUCAAUUUAUUGUCAAGACAGUGAGGGAGAGAAACAGAUGAGGUAGUAUUUCUCAGAGCAGAGAAUUCAACACGCUAAUUUAUUGCCAAGUAUGCGGAUAUUUCAAGAAAACUUUGGCUGUAAAUAUAUUUUGAUAUUUGGAGAAAGUGUAAUUCUGGGUCGUCUAAGAACUAAUAAGCUGAUUUCCUCUUUUGACUGAAUUGUGUACAAACAUUUAAAAAUAUUAUUGAGAAUAAUUUAGAUAAUUGAUAAAUUUUAGAAGUUUAGAGUUCAUUACCUUGCUAGAAAAUUAGUGUUGUGUGGUACAGUAAUUCUCUUUCUGUAGAACGAUAAGAGCAAGGGAUUCUUUACAAAUGUAUUCAUGCCAAUGAACUAUGGUAUUGUAACUAACAUGGCAGAGGCUUGAAUAAAAGCUGGUUACUGGCAGUUACCACUGGCAUCUGUUUAGUGUGCAAGGAGGCUCUUGUGCUUGCGUUUUGCCUCACUGCCCCUUUUUCUGGACACAGCUGAUUAAUACACCAUCAGCAGCAGUUUAUCGUAAAAUUUAUUGAAAUCCUAAGUGUAGUCCUUUUGCUGCUAUGGAGAUUUUGGAUAUUAGAUAUUUCCAUUAACACGUACUUCUUGUAUUAAACGCCAAAAUACUUUUUCCAUCAAAUGUUAACUUUUUUCCAUUUUUUCAGGUUUGUCAGGCAAGAGUCAAAUACUUUUUGCCUUAGUGUUCAGCACACGGUACCUUGAUCUGGUUUUGACAUUCAUCUCAGUAUAUAACACUGUGAUGAAGAUCAUCUAUCUUGUGUGUUCGUUUGGUACUGUUUACCUGAUGCUGGUCAAGUUUAAGGCAACAUAUGACUCCAACCAUGACACAUUCAGGAUCGAGUUCCUGCUUAUUCCUGUGGCUGGUCUGGCUUGUUUAGUAAACCAUGAGUUCUCAGUUCUGGAGGUAGAUUAAGUCAAAUAAUCAGAUAAACUAACAAAUUUUGGUAUUGUAGAAUGUACAUUGCCUUAAAGGCUUUUCACUUUGGCAAACCAAAGCCUUUAUUCAUUCAAAUUCACUGACUUUAAAAGAGUAACUUGUCAUGUUUGUAAUAGACUCACUCAACUAUCCACAUGGAGAAGAGGUCUUCACAUUUCACAAAUGUCUUCUUGACUUAACACAUCACCAGCAAUGACAAAAAAAAUUGAACUUAUAAAAUAUAUUUGUAGGUCAUAGUGAUUAACUUUUACUACUCUAGCUAUCUACUUCAUCUUUUAUUUAUUUUUUAAUUUUUUUUUUAUAGUUUUAUUCAUCUCCUUUUAGCUGGUUUGUUUUUAUUAAUAUUUUGAUUAUUUUGAGUAUAUUUUCUUUUUCUUUUUUUUAAUCUUUACUGUAAUUACUGCAAGUAGACCUAGAUUAUAAAUUAAUAACUUAAUUUAUUGAAAGAAUCAUUUUAAAUUAAUGUAAUGAUGUUUAAAAUCUCAGCUUGAAGGUAGCAGAAGAGCUGGAUUUUGACAAAAUGUCUAGACUUCCAAAUUACAUGUCCUUUUCAGUGCAAAGUAACUUUGGUAAAACACUUGUGGCUUUAACCCUUUAAACCCUAAGAGUGACCAGCAUCUAAUUUCUCCUGACAGUAAUACUGUUGAAUGAUUCAUUAAGACCAUGAGAAUAACAGAAAUGAUCAUCAACCUAGGAAGCUUUGAUUGAUAAACGAAUUCUCCUUGUCAACACCAAAGGAAAUAAAUAAAUUAAGAGUAUAGAGAAUAUAGUUACUGAUGUCAGGGUGUUAAGGGUUAACUUUAGGCUCUGUCAGAUGAGACAUUACAAUUUAAAACUAGUUACCUCUUACUUUAAAUUUAAAAUUAAUAAUUAAGAAUAACUACAACAGUAAUUCUUGAGAGAGAAAAGGGUAACAAAAAAAAAACCCAAAUCCAAACAGCUACACUUCCUCCCAUAUCAAAACAUGAUUGAAGUACAAGGAGUUUACAAAGCAAAAUCAUUCAUGCAUACAUCCUUUGUUUUUUUAAAAUUAAUUUGGUAUUUACAUGUAUUUGUUUGUUUCAGUACCAGCAAUGGCAAAAAUUACCACAUCCCCCAUUCCAAGUUGCUAUCGAGGCAAGUUUUUUGACUUGUCUUAAAAAUCAGUUUUUCCAUUUUUGUUAACAACUAGUAUCAAGUAACUGAUAACAUCGGAACGAUGACCUUUUAACUAUAACAAUAAUGACUGAUAACAUUUCAAUAAUCACCCAUAAAAUAUUAACUAAUCACAUUCUAGUAGGACCCUGCACCUAUGAGAUUCAUGUGUAGUGUAAAAAAGAGUGUAAGAGUGCUUUUUCUGUGUGUUCAGUAGGUUAUUAGGCUUACCAGCUGUUUUGCUUGGAAAAAGAUUAAACCUAAAAUCAGAGAAAGCUUAUGAAGGAGCUCUAAGGCAAAUAGAUUUGCAAGAUCUUCCGCAAAACUUGGAGUAAUUGAGAAAUGAAACUUUUUGUGAGAUAAGAGUGUUAUGCUUGUUCAAUUGAAAUAGGCUUAUGAUUAACACCAUCAAAUAUAAAAUCACAACUUGAGAUGAUAUUCAAAAUUGGAUUGGAGUAAAACCUGCUGAAGACUGUAGGGAGUCCAAAUGAUUUUCUAGUGGCUGUCACAUUGGAUGACUCAUGAAAAAGAAAUUUCUUUCAUGAAAGGAGGAUGUGUGAGAUACUUGAGUUCAAGAUCAUGGGGUCCUACUGAAUAACAUUUGCACAUAACCAUCAUUUAACAGAACAUUCAAUACAGUUUUAAUAGUCACUGUAAUUCCGUUUGUUUUUUAACAUUUUGCUGUAAGGGCUAAUCCUGGUUUGGUGAUUCAUGAAUUUCAAUAACUUUCACUAAUAACAACUAAAGGACAAUUGAAACUUUCUUCACAAUCAUUUAAUAUUUUUCACUUUUAAUAUCAGGUUCACUUGUGAAUUUUUUGCAUUUAACCCUUAAACUCCCUUGAGUGAACAAAACAGAAUUUCUCCUUACAUUAUUAAUACAGUAUCAAACAGGCAAAUGAUUAGAAUAAAGAGAGAGAUAAAAUAGGGGAUUAUUAGUUGACCCAAAAGCAAGCUCUCCAAAGUAACAUAAUUAGAUUUGUACAGGUGAUGGUAAGGAGAAUCACAAAUGAGAUCUUGGGAGAGGAAGGUUUAACUCAAAAAAAGAAUGGUUAAUGGUUACUCAAUCUGUUAGUUCAUCUUGUGUAAUUGUCUGGUGAAGGUAGGGCUGUUGUUGGUGAUAGUAACUUCUUUGACUGGCUGCACAGGGAGAUUUAAGCAGUAGAGUUGUAUUCCAAUGAAGUGGGAUUAUUUCACAUAAACUUCAGAGAUGUUCUCUACUCAGGGUGUGAAAAACAUCCAAUUGCCAUCAACAGGUGUACCUUAACCAGGAAAAUAACACCAAAAUAAAAUGAACUACUGUGUACAAGUGUUUUUAGGGUGCUAGGGUAGAUGAAACUAUUUUAUGUAUAGUCAUUACAAAGAUGAUUGAAACACUCAUAACUGCCUUAGCUUGAAAUCUUUGGGAAAUAAUAUAUUUUCCCAUUGUACUAAUUUCCGCUAAUUUCAGUCAGUGGUAUAAAUGCACAACACUCCUAGAAACCUAGUUUUGUCUUUAUAAUUAUCACUUCAUUUUCAGGAGUAGUCUUAAUUUUUGUACUUGCUCAUCACAUUUGAAUAUUUAGGUUUUCACAGACAAAAUGGAGGUUUAGGACAAGAAGAGGCUUUUUGGUGAUAAGAAAUGCCUCCUUAACAACAAUUUCCUUUUCAACUGCUUUUCUUAUGCUAUCAUCAAAGGAACUAUAUUGUAAUUGUGAUUUUAUUGAAGCAGAUUAACUCUCUCUGUAGAUCUUGUGGACCUUCUCCAUCUACUUGGAGUCAGUAGCCAUCUUGCCCCAGUUGUUUAUGAUAUCAAAGACUGGUGAAGCUGAGACCAUCACCAGCCACUAUUUGUUUGCACUUGGUGCCUACCGUGCUCUGUACAUCGUCAAUUGGAUCUACCGAUACUAUUUUGAGGGAUUCUAUGACUUUAUUGCCAUUGUAGCUGGAUGCGUACAAACAGCGCUUUACUGCGACUUCUUCUACUUGUAUAUUACCAAAGGUAAAGAUGAGUAUACCUUUUACCGAAUUUGAUCUUCAGCAUUGUUGAUCAUUUAAGUGUGAAGCACUCUUUUUUCAGCAUUAAGAGUUCAACACAUACUUUUUCAAGUUGGGAAGAGCAAUGCCUUUAUAUUUCACUUGGGAAAUAACUUUUUCUAUGCAGGAAGUGUCACUUGCAUCAGUAUCAUUUCUGAUUCGAACAUCAAGAUCAUAAAAAAGGAAAUGUUCACCAACCCUUCACAAUCCCUUGAUUCUCAAACAAAUUCUCCUUUUCAUUACCAUAGGAAAUGUAUAGAGAACAGUGUGGAGAAUUAGCAAACUAAUAUACAGGUGUAAAGGGUUAAGCUGCAGAAAAACCAAUCUGAGAACAUUUGAAAUCAAGAGAUUUCCCCCUUACUCUUAAAUGUGUUGAUAUACCUCUUCUACUUGUCUCUUUCCUUUAAGUGAGUGUCACAAAAAAAAAAAGUUUCAUGACAACUUAAGUUUCUGCAAAGAGAAUGAUUGUAUGUUGAUGAUGAUAGCAUUCACUUGAUUUUGCCACUUCUACACAGAGAAAUAUCCACACUUCCUUUAUGCAGGAGACUUGGCAGAUUGUAUAAGAGACUGGGUGGUUUUUUUUGUUUUUCUGCAAGACUGUAUUGUAAUCAAGGGUAACUAGCAUUUGUGAAGUAGUUGCGAUUUAUUUUUCUGUGAUUGAGUUGACUAAUAAGAUAAUAGUCUUCUUUCAUAUCCACUUUGAUGUUUUCUCAGAGAUAACACAUUCCUCUAUCAUAUUUCCUCUUUUAUAGUUCUUAAAGGAAAGUCUCUGAAGUUACCAGCAUAAAAUGACAGGAAAGAGACCUUUGGUUCAUCCGAGCAAGAUGACAAUUUGCUAGUAAACUUGCAGAAAACAUAUCACUGUAAUUUUUAGUGUAACAUUAAUUAAUUCCAUGAGGUGUCCAAGCUGUUUUUUCAUCUGAAUAUUUUUGUAGUUUCGUGGUUGGUGUUUGAAAACUGUGCAGUUGGAGUGUUUAACUUGAGCUAACAACUAUUACAUGGAAAGUCUUUAUUGCAGUUGUAUGUUUAACUCCAUUUUUUAGCAAGUGAAUAAGUUGCUUUUCAGUGUAAUCUUAUAAAGAAAUCAGAAAUGAUUAACUUAAUUGAGAAAAACAAAGAAAGUAUAGUUAACAACAAACACAUUGCAUAAUCUUCAUUUGGAAUUAUUUGCAUGCUUACAGAGAUUGCUAUAUCAAGCAGGUUUAUGUCAUAGAGGACAAAUUUAUUGUUGCUUAAACCUUUAAGUAUCAUUAUUAAUUUUUUUUCAUCCAUUUUCAUUCCUUGCUGGUCUUGAAAAUUAUUAUGCAAACAGUAGUAAGAACCAGUAAUUUGGAAACAAUCCAAUUAAGUUCUUUUGGAACUGGAACAUUAAAGACAAUUCAAGUUAUUCUUUGCAUGGAAGCCAAUGCGGUCAUACAAAGAGGAGCACUUUCAUGUCAUCCUAAUCUGAGAGAAUUUCAAUCAGCCCAGGAAAAUUUGGAGGACCACACCAACUAGCUGUCUACAUGUUUUCAUUAAAAUUAUUUUCUGUUGCAGAAAUCCAUGAUAACGCAGUUUUUCUCUUCCUUUAUUAAUUCAGGAAUCACUUUAUCUGAAAAUAACUGUGUAUUUAAUUUAGUCGGUAGGGUUUAAGUGUAUUUUUUUUAGAGGGUCUUUUUAAUACUAUCAGUGUUAGAUAUUAAUGUUCUAUUAAUAUGUAAUGCUAAUAAAUAACUUCAAGUGCUUUGGUCCUCCAAUGUUUGAUUGUCUUUCUUAUAAUUAAGCAAUUACAUAUAGAUUUAAGUUAAAGUUCUUAUUUUAUGAAUGAUAAAUAGACCUAUCUUACAUUUCUGUCCACCAGUCCACUUCAGGGUUAAUGGGCAGUUAAGAUAUCUUGGUCUUCAUCAAUCAUGUAACCAAAAUUAAACUUAGUGGAGAUUAUUGGGAUAACAAUCUCAUAUUCAAUAGAAAAGUUUUCUGUGCAAAUUUGUCACAACCUUGCCUUGCUUUAUAUUCACUGAGAUACAGAUGAACCUGCCACUAGAUAAGCACACUAAAAGAUUUCACUAAGUUUGCCCUUUAGACUCCAUGGAGUAUGGAAGAAAUGUAAUAUGUAAAUCUUCUCAAGAGUGGAUAUAAAGUGACGAGGGUGUAUUUUGAGCCAGGUGGAGAAAAAGCUCAUCAGAUGGAUUCCAUUUAUACCACCUAAACAAUGUAGACUUAAAAGUUGGCAAGUGUUAGUGUAAAGUUGCAUUUGAAUGCUGCUUUACUGUGGUGAGAGCUUUCAUCAAAUGAAAUAAAACUAGAAAAAGC
Molecule: messenger RNA, 7480 nt
Organism: Pocillopora meandrina
Lineage: Eukaryota; Metazoa; Cnidaria; Anthozoa; Scleractinia; Pocilloporidae
Source: the annotation of a GenBank genome assembly